Antechinus flavipes (yellow-footed antechinus) is the source of this 3481-nucleotide messenger RNA. Its product is annotated as solute carrier family 22 member 1-like. The transcript is spliced from 11 exons. Gene Ontology annotation, biological process: transmembrane transport. The record is from RefSeq and is a predicted model, not a curated record. Gene Ontology annotation, cellular component: membrane. Lineage: Eukaryota; Metazoa; Chordata; Mammalia; Dasyuromorphia; Dasyuridae. Bases 135 to 1799 code for a protein of 554 amino acids.
ACUUACUUUGAAAUGGUGCAAUCUGAAUCAACUACUAAUAGAUUAUUCGAUGCUGUUAACUUAGACUGUGCAGUUUGGAGCACAUCUAGCAAUGAAGUUUAUUAGUUGUCUGAAAGUUAUUGCCUGGUCCAGUUAUGCCAACUUUAGAUGACAUUUUAGAACACGUUGGGGAAUUUGAUUUAUUCCAGAAACAAGCCUUUUUUUUCCUAUGUCUGCUCUCGGCUACUUUUGCCCCCAUUUAUGUGGGAAUUGUCUUCUUGGGCUUCACUCCGGAUCACCACUGCUUCAGUCCUGGUGUUUCAGAGUUAAGCAAGCGAUGUGGCUGGAGUUUGGAAGAGGAGCUGAAUUACACAGUGCCGGGUCGGGGCGUACCGGGAGAUGCUUUUACCAGCCAGUGCCGGAGAUAUGAUGUGGACUGGAACCAAACAGCCCUCAGCUGCACGGACCCUUUAGCCAAUUUUACUGGCAAUAGAAGCCACAUCCCUCUUACCACUUGCCAGGAUGGCUGGGUAUAUGACACUCCAGGCUCUUCCAUUGUGACUGAGUUUAACCUGGUGUGUGCCGAUGCUUGGAAGGUGGACUUGUUCCAAUCCUGUGUAAAUGUGGGAUUCUUUCUUGGCUCUCUGGGAAUUGGCUAUGUAGCAGACAGGUUUGGUCGCAAAGUGUGUCUCUUAAUUACAGUCUUCAUCAAUUCUCUGUCUGGAGUCCUCAUGGCCAUCUCCCCCAACUAUGUCUCUAUGCUCAUUUUUCGUUUGCUGCAAGGACUGGUCAGCAAGGGGAGCUGGAUCUCUGGAUACAUCUUAAUCACAGAAUUUGUUGGUCCAGGAUAUAGAAGAACCGUGGCUAUUCUCUACCAGAUGGUUUUUACUGUUGGCCUUGUGGUACUCUCAGGGAUUGCUUACAUGAUCCCCCACUGGCGAUGGCUCCAGCUUACUGUUUCUGUCCCAACCUUCCUCUUUUUGCUCUAUUACUGGUGUGUACCUGAAUCUCCUCGAUGGCUGUUGUCACAGAAGAAAAAAACCAAAGCAAUAAAGAUAAUGGACCACAUUGCCCAAAAGAAUGGGAAACUACUGCCUGCUAAUCUCAAGACUCUUUCUCUUGAAGAAGAUGAUGAUACUGAAAAGCUGAGUCCUUCCUUCAGAGACCUAUUCCGAACCCCACAGAUAAGGCGGUACACUUUAAUCCUGAUGUACAUCUGGUUUUCAAGUUCUGUGCUUUAUCAAGGUCUCAUUAUGUACAUGGGGGCCACAGCUGUUAACCUUUACCUGGAUUUCUUCUACUCUGCUUUGGUUGAGUUUCCAGCUGCUCUGAUCAUCAUCUUCACCAUUGAUCGCGUUGGUCGCCGCUAUCCUUUGGCUGCCUCCAAUUUUAUUGCAGGGAUAGUUUGCUCUAUCAUGAUAUUUAUCCCCAGUGAUAUACACUGGUUAAAAGUAACCGUGGCAUGUGUUGGUAGAAUGGGGAUUACUAUUGCGUUUCAGAUGGUUUGUUUAGUGAAUGCAGAAUUAUAUCCCACAUUUAUCAGGAACCUUGGAGUGAUGGUCUGUUCUUCCUUGUGUGAUGCGGGUGGAAUCAUAACCCCUUUUAUUGUCUUCAGACUGACAGAAAUUUGGCAUGAGCUACCCCUUAUUUUAUUUGCUUUGAUUGGUGUCCUUGCUGGUGGAAUGGUAUUGCGUCUACCAGAAACAAAGGGGAAGAUGUUACCAGAAACCAUUGAAGAUGCUGAGAAGCUGGGGAAGGGAAAGCCCAAAGAAAACAAGAUCUUCCUUCAGAUUGAAAAAUCCGAAGAUGUGGACAUCUGAAAGAGAUGUGGCCUUGUUGAAAUGGUUUGUUGGAUAAAGGAAGAUUGAUUAUCAUUGGAAAUGCAUGAGGAGAAGCACACCUUUUCUCUUACUCUUGCUCCAUUGGUGCUACUCUGACACUUGUCCAUCAGGUUUUUGCUGAGAGAUCCAGAAAGCAGUGACAAUUUUAGAAAAAUCAUUUCUGGUUUUAAUGGUGUUCUUCUACUAAUCCACUGAAAUCAUCACCGACUUUUUAAAAAAAAUCUAUUUAUCUUUUAAAAAAUCAAGAUUUUGUGAUUGUGAUCAUAAUAUUAUUAACAAUCAAUUAAAAAGCAUGUAUAUACCAGGCACUAGCUCUGUGAUCCAGCUAAGCCACUUAAUUCCCAGAUUAUUCUCUAACAUUGUAAAUCAUCAGAGGAAAUUAUAAUCUGCACUGGUAAGAAGAGUUGUGUUUUUCUGGAGGUUCCUACACCAAUGAGGAAAUCACAAAUCUAAUGCCUCGUCAUUUUUUUUUUUUUGGUACCCUUCUAAAAAUGCAGCUAUUUUGAAAUAAAUGUGUUAGAUUAUGAAAUAUUUUUGAUAUGAAUAACUCAUAGUCAGAGGUAAUGGAGAUAAUGAUUCAGUGAUAUUAUGGUUCUCCAUUUGAUGAUAUGAAAUGGAAUUUUCUCUUUAUAAUUAUUUUGUCUUUAGUCUCUAAAUGACCUCUGAAGUUCCCCUCUAGUAAAAAGUUUAUGAUCCUAAACAUAAAAUCUCCUGGGGUUAUAUGAAGGAUAUCCAACUAUUUUGUUAAGUUUUAUAAGAAUAGGGCAGGCCUGUUAUAAUGGAGCUUACAGUUAUACAUUUACUGAUUUUGGAUGAUGGUCUUUUUUUGUUAGGAAUAAACAUUCAUCUCUCAAAACUUAGGAUCUUUUUCUCUGAUAUGUAGUGAGUUCAACUUCCUUGAUAACUUCAGUAAAUAUUUCUCUAAUAAUUUUUAUAGAUUUUUUUUGUUUUUAUACUCCUUUCAUUUCCAAAUAUAUCCCUUCCUCCUCUCCAGUGAGUCAUGUUUCUAAAAAAACUAAUAAAGCAAAACUAAUCAAGACAUCAGCCCAGACUGAUGUACACACUUCUUCCAUUCUUCCCAGGGGUACCUUUUGGUCAUUAUAAAUACACACUGUUCAGGUUGGCUAUUGUUUUUUCCAUUUAUUUUGUUAUAACCAUGUGUAUAUGUUUUUCUGAUUCUGCUUAUUUUACUCCGUAUCAGUUGACAUAAGUCUUUUUUUUUUUUUUUUACUGAAUUCUUCAUUAUUUUGACAGUGAGAUAAUAUUCCUUUACAAUCACAUAUCACAGUUUGUUUAGGAUUGGGCGAUCUUUCUGAAACAAACUUAAACCAAGUGUCUAGGUAUUCCUGGACAUUAUUUUUCCAUUAGGAUUUCUUGCAUUUCAGCACAGAACAAAAAAAAUUUGAGACUCUUUGUGGUGCAAAGACUCUCUCGUACUUGUUAAUAUGUUUUCUUUUUUGUAAAAAGAUUUUGAUCAUGAACUAAUAUCUGCCUGUGCAACCAAGAAAGCAUCAGAUUAUUUUUUUUUUGGGGGGGGCAGCUAGAUGGCACAAUGGACAGAGCACUAGUCCUGAAAUCAGGAGGAAUUGAGUUUGAAUUUGACCUCAGGCAUUUAAUAUUUACUAGCUGUGUGACCCUGGGCAAGGAAAAAAAGAAAGAAA